Molecule: messenger RNA, 2305 nt
Organism: Paramecium octaurelia
Lineage: Eukaryota; Ciliophora; Oligohymenophorea; Peniculida; Parameciidae
Source: the annotation of a GenBank genome assembly
AUGAAUAUAAAUUCGAUAUUAUUUCUUCUGCUCAUUACUCAUACAAUCGCCAAAAUGUACACUGAAGAUUAACUCUAUAAUUGCAAAAUCCCUCUUUAAAAAUAGUAACAUAAUGAUUAAAAACUUAAAUUACAUCCAAUAGAUUGUUGGAUUUUCAUCUUACUAUGUAUAAAAUAAAUGUAUUAACAAAGCUCCCGUAACUUUUUUUGGAUCCUCAAGAAUAAUAUACCAAUUUCUAAAGAACACUAAACUGUUUGGAAUCCCUGGAGAUAGUGUUUUUGUUAUUACAAUAACCAAUGGCAUUGAAAGUGCUGCCUAGUUUUCAACGGCCAUCUAUGUGCUUGUAACUAAUGAGGCUCCAAUGUAGAACGCAUUUUGCGAGGUAAUUGCAAAAAUAAAAUAGAUUACAGGACUCGCAACUUCAAUUGUUUUUAUGAUUUCAAAUCUUAACAUAUUUGUUUAUGCUGCCUAUCCUUUGGCCUUAAUUUACAAUGCAUUAGAAUCAACAGCCAGAAUCUUGAGAAUUUUCAACUAUUCGCUUCUUGCCUUAAUUCUCUUGAUUGUUAUAUUAGGAGAAAAAAUAGUGUCCACUACUUUAAAUGGGUAUCAUAAAUUUAAUUUAGAAUAUGUGCAAUAUCAGCUACUGAUAGUGUAACUUGGGAUCUCAUAAUCUCACUCAGCUAUUUAUUUGUUUUCCUUUUAUUUGCAACCAUGUCCGUUCUUUAUGCUAUAACCUUUAAAAAGUUGAUUCCGAAGUUCUCAACAAUGAGACAAGCCAGAGGUUAAUACCUAAGAUAUUACUAAAUGUUCAUAGGGUUUAGUAUAAUUAUGAAAUUACUACUUGGAAUCUUUAGUGCAAUUAAUUUAUUAAAUUGUUACAUAUUUCUUUAGGCUUGGUUAUAAGUUUCUGGAACUUUACAAAACAUCACUCAAGCUUUGUGCAUACUUGGAUAAACUAUCAUCAUUUUCAAAGAUCCAUCACUUAAUUUGCUGUCCAGCCAUUCUUAAACAGCAGAUAACAACAUAGUCAAUGAUAAUUAAGAGAUCUCUUUAUAACGUAACUUUGAUUUAUUAAUGUAGAAUUCAAUGUUUUAGAAUAAUUACAUAAAGAAAUGAAGAAAACUUAAGUAACCUCAAUGUUGGCUGGAGUUCAAAUACUUAGAAGACAAAAAUAAGAAGAUGUAAUCUAAUACAGAGAUCUGGUUAUUACUGAAGAUUAAGAUGGGAGUGGAAGCAAUUCCAGUCAAGGAGACUUAAGUGAAUUAAUGGAAGCCAUUUCCCAACCCUUUACAAUUGAAGAAAUAGAAGAAUGUUUAGUCACCAACUUAAAUAAUUAAGUGUUAAAAGAGAAAUUGAAUAUUGACUAGGAAAUUGAAGUAUUCUCUAUGCGAUGUAUACUUUAUGCACCUAAGAUUUUCAACUAUUUCAUUACUAUAGAUAACAUAGAUAUUGAUGAUUGCUUUGAUUUAAUCAAGAACUCUUCUAAAAUUGAUCAAUUUACAGGACCAGAUGGAGGCAAAAGUGGUGAAUUCUUCUUCUUCUCUUAUAAUAAUCAACUGAUCAUCAAAACUAUGAGGCAAAGUGAAGUGAACACCUACAAAAAGAGACUCUACAAUUUUGCUACCUAUCAAGUAAACAAUCCUUUGUCUUUACUCAAUAAAAUUUAUGGAAUGUAUACUUUUGAAAGAGAAGAAUAAUCUAAUUCAAGAGUACAUUUUCUGAUCAUGAAAAAUAUUUCAUUAGGCAUCCCAAGAAGUUAAAUUCUGAGAACAUACGAUAUGAAAGGCUCUGAAUAUGAUAGAGAAGUACUAAUUAAGAAACCUUCAAGUGAUCUCUCAUAGAUGACCUUAAAGGAUAUUGAUUUCUUUAAGAUUGAACAACAAUUAUGGAUUGAUGAAUCGAUUUACAAAAGUUUUGUUUAAUUCUAUUUUUAGAACUCAAUCAAUCUCUAAUUAAUGAUUCAAUAUUUUUAGAAAAAUAAAAAUUGAUUGACUAUUCCCUUCUUGUUAUGAUUAUCGAUUGGGAUUAGAAAGAAAAUGAAUUGUAAAAGCAUUUGGAUGGUCAAAAAAUGAACAUUAUCCCAUCUAUCAAAGAAAAAGGAGUAUAUUAUAUUAUUAAUUAGAUAUAUUAUCAUAUUGCCAUUAUCGAUUACUUGUAAUAAUGGAAUGUCAAUAAAUCUUUAGAAAGAAAAACAAAAAAGAUUAUUACAAUGAAUAUCCAACUAGAUACUUCAGCGCAAGAACCAGAUAUCUAUGGAAAAAGAUUCUAAGAAAAAUUAAUUAAUAGAAUAGUUCCUUUGAAAUGA